Messenger RNA from Danaus chrysippus (African queen), 222 nucleotides. The record is from the annotation of a GenBank genome assembly. Lineage: Eukaryota; Metazoa; Arthropoda; Insecta; Lepidoptera; Nymphalidae.
AUGCGCGUCGUACUUCCGGCGGAUGUAGAGUCGGAUGUGUUCUCUGAACACGUGUUCCUGCGGCUGCGCGCGCGCACGAAUGCCCCAAGAGGUGGAUAUAGAGGCUUCAUCAGCGGUGGGCGUGGCCUGAUUCUAACGCAACCUCGCCGUGCAUCUAUCUCUUUCGCACUCUCACAGCUCCACAUAUAUCCGUCUCUCUCUCUAACGCGUAUACAUUCAUAG